This is a messenger RNA of Jaminaea rosea, 1425 nucleotides long. RefSeq names its product DUF1692-domain-containing protein. The coding region runs from base 1 to 1425 and encodes 474 amino acids. The transcript has 4 exons. The record is from RefSeq and is a predicted model, not a curated record. Gene Ontology annotation, cellular component: endoplasmic reticulum; endoplasmic reticulum membrane; Golgi membrane. NCBI's taxonomy places the organism in Eukaryota, Fungi, Basidiomycota, Exobasidiomycetes, Microstromatales. Gene Ontology annotation, biological process: endoplasmic reticulum to Golgi vesicle-mediated transport; retrograde vesicle-mediated transport, Golgi to endoplasmic reticulum.
AUGGGACGCAACGGCCCCCUAGGCUCCUUGCGGUCCUUUGACGCCUUCUCCAAACCCCUCGAAGAUGUCCGGAUACGCUCCUCCUCUGGCGCCCUCCUCACCUUUGCCUCCUUUGCCCUCAUCUCCAUCCUAACCUUAUCCUCCUACAUGGACUAUCGUAAAGUGCACCUCACCCAUUCCCUCGAGGUAGACCGAUCAAGAGGGGAACGUCUAGCCGUAGACCUGGACAUCUCCUUCCCUCGAGUACCUUGCUUCCUCCUCUCCCUAGACGUAAUGGACAUUAGCGGAGAACACUUCGACGAUGUACGUCAUGAUAUGGAGAGGAUUCGACUCUCCCACUCUGGAGCACCUAUAGUCGAUCCGCCCUCCAAGGGUUUGCGGGGUGAAGCGGACAAGAUAGCUGCGACCAAGGGAAAGGACUAUUGUGGUUCCUGUUACGGGGCUAAGCAAGGGUGCUGUAAUACGUGCGAUGAGGUGCAGGAGGCCUACCAGGCUGUAGGGUGGAGCUUCAGCGAGCCGGAGACGAUUGAACAGUGUGUUCAGGAGCAUUGGACUGAUAAGUUGAAGGAGCAGAGUAAGGAAGGUUGUAGGGUCAAGGGGAGGGUCUUUGUGAAUAAGAUCACCUCCAACAUGCACUUCAGUCCUGGACGAUCGUUCUCGCGCAACUCGGUACAUAUGCACGACGUGGUUAGCUACCUCAAAGGGUCGGGGGAGGAGCAUCACAGCUUCGAGCAUACUAUUCACAAAUUCUCCUUCGGCGCAGAAAACGAGUUUGACACGCACCCCAGCUCAGGCUCAGGCUCAUCCUCGGGCAACGCCGUCUCUCCCGCCCAUCUAGGCGCCUCAGCAAAGAAGCGACUGGAUAUCGUCGACCCGCUCAGCGGCACAUCGGCGCGCACCCAUCAGUCGGAGUACAUGUUCCAGUACUUUGUCAAAGUCGUCGCAACAGAGUACCAUACGUUGGCAAAGGAGCGCAUCGAUACCUUCCAGUACGCUGCUACGGGAUAUGAGAGGGAUCUGAGCCCACAGGCUAUGUUCGGUGGUGGUGGUCAUGGUGGUGGGCAACAGCAUGCGGGACAGAAGGGAAAGGAUGUGGCGGGAACCCAUCACCCGAAUCAGGUGCAGCACGGUUUUGCUGGUAUACCCGGCGUAUUCUUCAACUACGAGAUCUCCCCCCUCCGAACCGUCCAUAGGGAGUAUCGCAUGCCAUUUGGUCGUCUCCUCUCCUCUCUGUGCAGUAUAGUCGGUGGAGUGCUCACCGUCGCCGGUUUGGUGGAUGCGGCCGUUUGGAAUUGGAGGGUGAGGCGUAGUGCACAGGUGGGGAGUACGGAUGGGGCAGGGGGAGGGGUAGGGUAUGCCGGGGUCGGAGGUGGAAUGGGACAGUAUGGUAGUGGGAUGGCUAGUAGGGGUGGGAAAUUUAUUUGA